Molecule: messenger RNA, 1192 nt
Organism: Somion occarium
Lineage: Eukaryota; Fungi; Basidiomycota; Agaricomycetes; Polyporales; Cerrenaceae
Source: the annotation of a GenBank genome assembly
AACACAGCAGCGUUGUUAGAGAGGCUAGCGUUGUCGGUGCUGUGCGGCGAGAGUUCGACUACAGAUGGUUCCCGUAGCAAGAAUAGGACCGACCACAGCCAAUUCUUUACACAAUAUAUAAGCUAAAGCUUUCAUCCGAAUACGACUUCAGCAUUCGCUACAGCGUUCCCAUAUCAACAACUCCCUGCCCAACCCUCCACAAUGACUUUCGCUCCUCGCUCAGAACGAUCAACGGUCCAGGAAUCCACAAAGAUAGACGCGACGAUACGGUUAUCAGAAGGCGAAUCUUACGGAUCGGAAAUGAAGACACGUUUGCAGGUUGAGGUGCAGGAUGUCCCCUGUCUAUGUAAAGCUAUCGAAAGGGAUCUAGCUGUCGCCCAAGCUACAGCUUCAGACGGCCCGACUAUCGACCUUCUGCAGGAGUUUUCGCAUGUGCAACAACGUAUCAAACAGCUUCCUCAUCAAUUACGAGUAGUUUUCGACUGUAUUCAUGAAGUGGGGCUGGGCUCCGUUCUCGACAAACAUGCCGAUGUGGUAUUCAAGCAGAAGCAGAUGGAGCUAUUCAAGCGGUUCAUUGCCCGUCAGAACGAUGAUAUUAAUUUCAUUGUCAACACCCUCGAAAGCCUGAGCGAAGACGCUUCAGAGUUAGUGAUUGCUUCUCCAGUCUUGAAGGGCCACGCCGCUCCACCGAAAGAAAAGUCUUCGGGUUUGUUUGAGAAGUUUCACGUUCCUGGUCGUACGUCGAAGACCGCUCAUACGGACAAUUACAACGCUGGGAAAAUAGUCUCCGCAAUCCACCAGAAGCCAUACAAUACCCUGAACCCAGAACCCCAAGAUGGCGACUCGCGUCAUCACAACAACGAUUUGGUAAAAAAUUUGGAUGCAUUAAUGGCAAGUCUUCGAAUCUUCUCCGACAUGUAUGAGGAUGCAUCGGAGGCACUCGGCAAGAUGGAGUUGUUUAUUCUGGAUAGCGACGAGGAGGAUAUUGCACAAAGAGUUCAAGAAUUUCGUCACUGGUUGAAGGAUACGUCAUCGCGCCUGUCGUUGGAUUGUUCUAGCUAAACAGUGAGCGUUAGCCUAUGCAUAUAUAUUAUGACCUCUGCUUCAUUCCGUGUCGGCUGGCUGGCUGAGCCUUUCGAUGGACGGACUUCGUUUGUAGCAGUAGUACUAUUAUUACGAUUCUUAAACUGCC